Messenger RNA from Uranotaenia lowii, 2739 nucleotides. RefSeq lists its product as uncharacterized. The coding region runs from base 1 to 519 and encodes 172 amino acids. Lineage: Eukaryota; Metazoa; Arthropoda; Insecta; Diptera; Culicidae. The transcript is spliced from 4 exons. Gene Ontology annotation, cellular component: actin cytoskeleton. Gene Ontology annotation, biological process: lamellipodium assembly; cytoskeleton organization. The record is from RefSeq and is a predicted model, not a curated record. Gene Ontology annotation, molecular function: actin filament binding.
AUGUUCCGGAACCAUUCGAAGAUACUGAUGACGCUGAUCUGUAAAAACAUCCCCGUGCUGGGAAUCAUCGGAUGCAACAACAAUUCCAGCUUGACGCUUUCCGAUUUCUCGUUCGGUGGACUCGGAGAUAAGACCCACAGCACGGAGUUCAGCUGCGGCAAAAGUGACAUCUCCGUAGACUCGAUAACGGAGGGCGAUCGACGGGCACUCGGGGCUGAUAUCCCUGCAUCUAGCACCUACUCGGGCGCCCUGUCCUAUCACUACCCGCAGCAACCGAUCCGUCGCAGUCUGCCCAACAUGGCCCAUUCGAUGUUGGUUCACGAACCAGCCAAAAUCUAUCCCUACCAUUUGCUGUUGAUCACCAACUACCGGCUGCCAUCGGAUGUGGAUCGCUGCAAUCUGGAGCGGCACUUAUCGGAUGUGGAGUUUGAAGCCAUCCUGCAGUGCAACCGGGCAGAGUUCUACCGUAUGCCCCAGUGGAGACGCAACGAGAUCAAGAGACGUGCUCGUUUGUUCUAGAUGGUAUAUUUUUUUAUUUCAUUAACACUAAAUAGUAGGUCCACAAAAAAAUCAAGCAACGUACUAUUAUUUUUUCCUUAAUUUAGUAGAUUCUUUACCAAGAAGUAAAAGGUAUAUUUUAUAUUUUAUACGAUUCGCGAAAGGCAUUGAUGUGAUUACGUCGUCGAAUGAGUAUACCUAAAGAUUUAAUGGAUAAAAGUCAUUUUCCUCCUUUCUUUCAUUGUUGAUCAUUUCUUUUUUAGUUUUACUUAUAUUUAUAUAACUACCUAUAUACAAUACCGAUUCAGCGGUUCAACAAGAUUUAUAUUGAUUAAAAAAAUACCUGAGGUGAGCGUAUUUCUAGCUUGUGCUUCAGAUGCUACUACUAUUAGGCUUUUAAGAGCAACGGAAUCCGUACAAUCGUUCGGACCCAUUGAAAACUUUAAAUCAACAGAUAACUACAGAGAAAUAAUGUAGAAAUAUAUUUUAAUUACUCUUGACCUAAUAGAUAUGCUAGGGCUGAUAAAAAUAUUAAGUAAUUGAAAACGCUAUUCGAAUUGUUCGGAAGAAGAAAAACUAAACUGCAUUUAAAGCUACUAUUGUGUGAGCGACUAAAUAAUAAUUAAUCAAGUGACUUUUAAUUAUGAUUUGGUUCAAUAUUUUUCCAUUGAUUUUAGUUUUAUCUAAUGAAAAUUGGUAGUCUGAAGGAAAUAUGAGAACAAGGAAUGCAAAAAGAGGGUUGAUUUAGUUUUUCCUCUGAUGCAUCUUCUUUUGAAAGAGCUUUAUUCAAAAUAAAAUGGGACUUCAAGAAAUUAAAAAAAAAACAUCGAAUUUAAUUUUGUUACUUCCCAUUUUUAUUCCUGCCGGAAAGCUCUACCUGAAGAAGGUAUAUAAGGAAAACGAAAAUCCAAUGGAAAAUAGUCAAAUAUGGAACACUUUGUAGAUACAAAUUGGCAAAAGAAAUGAGAAUUUAGCCUUAAAACAGAAGCAAAAACUAUUACGCUAAGUUUUAAUAUUGCAUCAAAAGAAAUUUUGAAGAUAUUUAUGGUAAUCGCUUAAUUUAUGACACACACAUACACACACUUGCAAACGCACUACACUAGUAAAGUUAACGCUGGGUGGCCCCGCUACUAUUUAAAAACAUUAAGAUUUACCUAUACCUACUAGCAAGUAAAAUUUCUUGUACCUAGGGGAAAAUUUCAAUUUAUUUAGUUCUGAGUCUUUCUGCGUUGCGAAAUUCUGGUUUUGGUUUAAAAUCCUUGCCGUUUUUCUAAACAUCACAUGGCCGCCCUGCGUGAAUUUUUUUUUUUUGUUUCGUUUCUUGAAAUGAAAACAAAAAUGAAAGCCGAAACAAAAUCAGUGCUUCUAACAAAAAUCAAAGCAAUGGUAGCUUCUUUCAACAUUUCGGUUGAAAUAUUCUAAAUAUGUAAGUUUUGAACGAUUACAAUCUUCAAAAAAAAAAGAGCACACCGCUUAAAGAGUAAUAAACGCGGAGAAACUUAUUCGAACAGAUGAAACAGCACUCGCCAUUCAAACCAACAGUGUAUCACGUCAAUGUUAAAAUAUAAUAUAACUAGAUAAAUCGUUGCUUUUAUGAUGAUACAACAUCAGAAUUUCGAUUUAAACGUAAAGGGAGAACAAGAACUUAAAAGCUGAUCGAAUAAUACUGCCAUGCAAAUGCAACCUACAACAACAACAUCAACAAAUCGCAGCAUCUGAAAAGAGUUGUAGAUAAAUACUGACAAACAUCACGUAAACACAAUUUUCUUUUUAAAUGAAGAAAAGAUGAAAAAUUAUAAAUCCUACCAUUGAAUGUUAAAUCAAAAACUGCAAAUUUUGUCAGAUUAAAAAAAACGUGACCAUUCAACAAAGCUAAGAAACUAAGCAAAUUCGAACGCAAAACAAACAACACAUAAGCCGAACCCAGAAGAUAUUUUUUUAUUCUUUCCAAACUAUGUAAUAGCAUUAGGAUGUAGAGGUGUUCGCCAUUUGCCUAAGAAAAAAAACAUAGAAAGAUAACCGAACCAGAGGGAAAGGUGGUCUGCUUACAUCGUCUGCUUUCAGCGGUAAAAGAGAGGGUAUUUCAACAACUAAAUCACACUACAUUCAAAAGUCGCGAAACAUUUGAGUACAACCUUCGAAAUGGAAAAGAAGAUCGCAUCACGUUUUUUCGAGGUUUUAAGAACUCCAAAUAGAAGUCUAACUGUAAUUUACUGAGUAGUAAGGUGAGGAGUUCAAUUU